ACGACAGUGCUGCCAACCAUAGAAAUCGUUGUAAUUUGACAUGACAUAACCAAAAAAGUGUAUUCAAGUGCCGAGCAAUGGCUUGUUUAUCCAGAAUUAUUAAUUUAAAUCGUCUAAAACUAAUAACACCAUUUGCUCGAAACCUAACCUCAAACAGUGCGCCGGUGGUGUCUUCACUACCCCCCGUAAUUUUAACCAACAAACAUUUAGAACAAAUCCCCGCCGUCAACAAUCCUUGGAUAUGGCAAAUUAAUAACAAAAUAGAGUCCCCAAUAAUAAAUAAAUUACAAAUAGAUUUUCCAAAUGGGCUCAAAUACAUCCCUCCACUCCAAGACCCUAAAGAAAACAAAGAGCUCGAACUACCCCCAACCCCCAAUGCAGAAAUUACUAAACACGCAGUCCGAAUGAUCGUCAUAAGGCGACGAAAAAUGAAAAGGCACAAAUUGAGAAAACUACGAAAACGCAUGAAGUUUGAAUGGGCUAAAAGACGUCAGCGGCGGGAGUGGAACAAAGAAAAGGCAUUUCAAGCCAAACUAAUCCAGCAAUGUAAACAAGGAGAGGCUUUUGUGGCCGAAAAAUACGUAGAAGAAAGAUUAUCAAAACUAGCGGAACUAACAAAAGCAAAAAAUCGUAAAAAAGGAAUGACCAAUCGCGAGUUGUAGUGUUUAUUUCAAACAUGGCGUGAAUAAAGGAAUCACACUGGGGUUCAUUUUCAUGGUGUGGACCAAGUCUGUUAUACGUUCAUUAGUAAACUGAGUGACAGUUUU
Messenger RNA from Zophobas morio, 767 nucleotides. RefSeq lists its product as uncharacterized. The coding region runs from base 78 to 662 and encodes 194 amino acids. The record is from RefSeq and is a predicted model, not a curated record. NCBI's taxonomy places the organism in Eukaryota, Metazoa, Arthropoda, Insecta, Coleoptera, Tenebrionidae. The transcript is spliced from 3 exons.